GAGCAGGAGGAGGAGCAGGAGCAGGAGCAGGAGGAGGAGGAAGAAAAGGACCAAUCGUUUCCAUGCAGAAUCUACCAAAGGAUACACCGUGAACAGAACAGAACAAAUCAGAAGCAGGCUCAUAGAUACCACAAAGAAACACAUGGGGCGGCGGCGGCGGCGGGCGGCGGCGGGCGGCGGCGGGCGGAGAGGGAGACACCGAGGCGAGGCGGGGCGGGAGCACGAGCCGGCGGUCACGGGACGGACGGGGCGGGGGCGCCGGAGAGGUGGACGGGGGAGGGGGGGGAGGGGGCUUGGGGCACGCACGGACGCCCGAAGCCCAAACGGGCGACGGACGCACCGCGCGCCCCCUCGUCCCCUCCCGCCCCCACCGCCGCCACAGGCCGCGCCCUCGCGGGCGCGGGGCGCGAGCCGCAGCGCGGCCGCAGCCCGGGGGGAGAGCGCGCAGCGGCGGGCAGACGCCGCGGCGUCCCGCGGGUCGCCGCCGGGGCACGCAGCCCUCCCCGCCCCCCCCCCCAGCUCGCACACCCGCAUGGCCGGCCCCCUCCCCGGGACCCCGUCAACUCUCUCUCCCCCGUCCACCGGGGCCCCCCCCAACCCGCGCCCGCCUUCCCAGGCACCCUUCCCCCGCCGCCGCCGCCGCCGCCGCCGCCACCACCACCGCCACCGAGGGCGGCGGGAAGUGGGGGGGCGGGGGGUGGGGUGGGGGUGGGGGGCGGCCCAACGGGAAGCGUGGCGCCAAGCGGGCGAGGGGGACACACGACAGAGGUAAGGGAGGCCGUGAGGGCGAGAGAACCGGACAGGCAGCCGCAGGAGGCGUGGCUGGGGGCGGGGGUGGGAGAAAGCCCCGAGGCUCGGAGGGCGGGCGUGGGGAGGGCGCCUGGCGACCGCGCGGGCAAGGCCCGGAGCAGCGGACGACCGGCGACCGGGCCGAGGCAGACAAGCCCAGGGCCGGCGGCGGCGGGAGGCGACGGGGCAAGGCGAGCGGCCCCCCACGACGGGGAGCCGCCAACCCGUCACGCCGCACAGCCCGCGACACGCGACCGGAGGACCCGCACCCUGCGGUCCGCGGCCGGUGGGGGAAGGAAGGCAGCCGCGGCCGCACGCACGGGACGAGGAGGAGGGCCGGCAGCGGUGCGGAGGGGCCGGCCAGCACACGCAGCAGGGGCUGCGGGACGGGGGCGAGGGCGCCCUGGGGCGAUCCACGGGAAGGGCCCGGCUCGCGUCCAGAGUCGCCGCCGCCGCCGGCCCCCCGGGUGCCCGGGCCCCCGCGGGGGGACCGCCCCCGCCACCGGGGCCCCGGCCGCUCCCGGCCCCGGCCCCCCCGGUCCCGCCGCCCCCCCACCCGCCCCCCGCGGAGGGGGGAGGCGGGGGGGCGGGAGGAGAGCGGGGGGCGGGGUGGGAGGGAGCCGCGCGGGGUGGGGCGGAGGAGGGCCCGCGGGGGCGGCCCCGGGCCGCGCCGGCCGCCACCGCGCGCAGGAACGAGGGGAGGGGCGCGGCGGGCCCCCCUCCUCCUCCUCCUCCUCCUCCGCACCCCACCCUCCCCGUCGCGAGCCCGCCCGCCCCGGCGGCCCCGGGAGCCGGGCCGGGGACGCCCCCGGGCCAGGCCACACCGGGAACGGCCGACGCGCCCUCAAGAGCCCGUCCGUCCGCCCGCCCCAGAGGGGCGGGGGAUGCCGGGCGGCGAAGACACGGCGACCGGCCCGCGGUGGGCGGACCGGGGACCCGACCGGCGCUCGGGAGAGCGCGUCGGAGCGGGGGGCGCGGCGGGGGGGGGCGGCGGGGCGGCGGGGGUGUGGCGCGGCGCGCGGCCGCCGGCGGGGUGGCGGGCGGGGAGGGGGGGGAGGCGGGAGCCCCCCGCCCCGACCCGGCGCCCGCGCGCCGCCGCCGACGGCCGGCGGGCGCACACACGCACCGCACGCGCCCCGGCCCCGCGCGCGCGGCGGGGGCGCGCCGGCGCCCGCCGGGCUCCCCGGGGGCGGCCGCGACGCCCGCCGCAGCUGGGGCGAUCCACGGGAAGGGCCCGGCUCGCGUCCAGAGUCGCCGCCGCCGCCGGCCCCCCGGGUGCCCGGGCCCCCGCGGGGGGACCGCCCCCGCCACCGGGGCCCCGGCCGCUCCCGGCCCCGGCCCCCCCGGUCCCGCCGCCCCCCCACCCGCCCCCCGCGGAGGGGGGAGGCGGGGGGGCGGGAGGAGAGCGGGGGGCGGGAGACACCCCCCGGGCCCGACGGCGCGACCCGCCCGGGGCGCACUGGGGACAGUCCGCCCCGCCCCGACCCACCCGGUUGGAGGCGGGCCGGGGUGGGAGAGCGGUCGCGCCGUGGGAGGGGCGGCCCGGCCCCCCCGGACCCCCCGCGCCGCCGGCCGAGGCCGGGGCGGGCGCGCCGGCCGCCACCGCGCGCAGGAACGAGGGGAGGGGCGCGGCGGGCCCCCCUCCUCCUCCUCCUCCUCCUCCGCACCCCACCCUCCCCGUCGCGAGCCCGCCCGCCCCGGCGGCCCCGGGAGCCGGGCCGGGGACGCCCCCGGGCCAGGCCACACCGGGAACGGCCGACGCGCCCUCAAGAGCCCGUCCGUCCGCCCGCCCCAGAGGGGCGGGGGAUGCCGGGCGGCGAAGACACGGCGACCGGCCCGCGGUGGGCGGACCGGGGACCCGACCGGCGCUCGGGAGAGCGCGUCGGAGCGGGGGGCGCGGCGGGGGGGGGCGGCGGGGCGGCGGGGGUGUGGCGCGGCGCGCGGCCGCCGGCGGGGUGGCGGGCGGGGAGGGGGGGGAGGCGGGAGCCCCCCGCCCCGACCCGGCGCCCGCGCGCCGCCGCCGACGGCCGGCGGGCGCACACACGCACCGCACGCGCCCCGGCCCCGCGCGCGCGGCGGGGGCGCGCCGGCGCCCGCCGGGCUCCCCGGGGGCGGCCGCGACGCCCGCCGCAGCUGGGGCGAUCCACGGGAAGGGCCCGGCUCGCGUCCAGAGUCGCCGCCGCCGCCGGCCCCCCGGGUGCCCGGGCCCCCGCGGGGGGACCGCCCCCGCCACCGGGGCCCCGGCCGCUCCCGGCCCCGGCCCCCCCGGUCCCGCCGCCCCCCCACCCGCCCCCCGCGGAGGGGGGAGGCGGGGGGGCGGGAGGAGAGCGGGGGGCGGG
Rangifer tarandus platyrhynchus (Svalbard reindeer) is the source of this 3128-nucleotide messenger RNA. The record is from the annotation of a GenBank genome assembly. NCBI's taxonomy places the organism in Eukaryota, Metazoa, Chordata, Mammalia, Artiodactyla, Cervidae.